AACAUUGUCUGAAACCCCUCAACCACAGAAGAAGAGAAGCUGAGCGCUAGGCUGCAUAGCCGAUAGCAAAAACGAAGAUUGUUAAUAGCCAUCUAACCUAUUUUAGAAUUAACCGCCAUGGAGUUGUCUGAAAUACUGUACAACAAAGCAGAGUAUAUCGAAACGGCUUCUGGAAACAAAGUGAGCAGACAGUCGGUGCUGUGUGGGAGUCAAAACAUCGUCCUAAAUGGCAAAACUAUAGUGAUGAAUGACUGUAUCAUCAGGGGAGACCUCGCUAACGUCAGAGUAGGCAGACACUGUGUUGUGAAGAGUCGGAGUGUCAUUCGACCACCUUUUAAAAAGUUUAGCAAAGGUGUAGCAUUCUUUCCACUUCAUAUCGGGGACCACGUCUUCAUCGAGGAGGACUGCGUGGUCAAUGCCGCACAGAUCGGUUCCUAUGUCCACAUUGGCAAAAACUGUGUCAUAGGUCGGCGCUGUGUGCUAAAGGAUUGCUGUAAGAUUUUAGACAACACCGUCCUUCCUCCUGAGACUGUGGUGCCACCUUUCACUGUAUUUUCUGGAUGUCCAGGUCUGUUUUCUGGAGAGCUCCCAGAGUGCACACAGGACUUGAUGAUUGACGUAACCAAGAGCUACUACCAGAAGUUCCUGCCCCUUAGCCAGAUCUGAGUUCUGCCACAAAACCUCUAGCUGCACGUCAGGAUUUAUAAUGAGACAAAUGGUCUUGAAGAGUUUACUUUCCAACCGUUAUCUUCCAGAGACCCUGAGUUUCAAUGCUCAAGGAAAUAUAGUUGUUGUAUAUUUGGAGCUCUUUGUUUUUUAAGUUGUUGUGCAUGGGGAAAAAAGUGCAUAAUAAAUUUAAUGUAAUUGUGACUUUAUGGUUACUGCUCCAAAUUACAAAAAUCUUGAAAUCCUACUAAAUGGCCACAUCAGACUGUACUUUGAAGUCGAGAAUUAGGUAGGCCUAUACAGACACUUUUUCUUGGUCACAGUGUAAUAGAAAAAGUGUACGACUGCUAUGAAAGCCGAUUUGUAGCAGAAUUGACAGUCUUUAGUAGAUGUACUAGAAUUGGUAAGGGUAAAGCAAAAUGUGGUUUGAUAUCAGACUUCCACGGACCAAAACAGCAACCACAAGCAUUGUUCAAAUCCACAGUUCAUCUGGGUAACAGGCAUGACCAAUGAAGAAUCUUGUUUUAGCCUUUAUCAUUUUUUUUUCAAUGUUAACAGAUGCUUGAUUUUUUUUCUUUUCUAGCCUGUGUAAUGUAAACAUUUUUACAUUUUUAUUACAUGGGCCAGAAAUGUAUUUAAUUGUACCUUAUAUUUCAAAUAGCUCUACAGGAGUGUUUAUUUGAAUUGUAUUUACAGGACAACUUGUUGCUUUUCGAUUGUUAGCAUAAAAAAACAAAUCCGGUAUCUCAGUGCAGCAAAUAAAUAUAUAUGCUUAAAAAUCC
Messenger RNA from Betta splendens (Siamese fighting fish), 1448 nucleotides. It is a transcript of the gene dctn5, whose product is annotated as dynactin 5. NCBI's taxonomy places the organism in Eukaryota, Metazoa, Chordata, Actinopteri, Anabantiformes, Osphronemidae. The transcript has 6 exons. The coding region runs from base 118 to 666 and encodes 182 amino acids. The record is from RefSeq and is a predicted model, not a curated record.